AUGCCCCCCGCCCUGAAACGCAAAUCUACCACGCCGGAUCUCGACCUUGACGCGUUAUUUGCUGACCUUGACUCAUCUGCUAACCAAUAUGUCUCUCAAGUGCAAAAAAGGACAUCCAAGACGCGUCGAUUGUCGAAGACUCCUGCAUAUGUAAGCGUGUCAUCUGAAGAAAGAGAGCCUUCCACUAGUAGCUCUGCAGUGGAGCUCGUCUAUUCGGGCACUUCUAGUCGUACAAGGAACCAAGUGGACAGGGAGAUGCAACUUCAGAUGUUGUGUGACGGAUUGGAUCAGAAGGAGAGCAAGGUUCUCCCAUUCUCGACUCCGACGCGUUCCAGGACUCAGGUGACCCCGUCAAAAGGAAACGAGAUAGAAGAUUAUGACUUAGGGGCGCUAGUCGACGGCGUCGAUUGGGACGAAGAGUUUGUCUUGACUCCGGCAAAGCCCACUCGCUCUAAGAAAUCAACGCCCAAAACCCCAACACAGAAGGCUCCAUUAUUGGAUAAAGCUGUACAGCAACAAGUCCGUGAUUCUUGUACACGUUGCGUUGUCCUGAGUGUGAUGGAGACGCGAAAUGUGGGACGGUUAGAAAAAUCCGGGGAUAUUGUAAAUCUUAUUGGGGAUUAUGCACUUGGCUACUCUUGGACCCAACCAACUAUGACCGUUUCAUCAACGCGAAACAUGAUCAUCCUCCAUCCCGACAUUCUCAUACCUGCCACCUCCGUUUCUGAGGCCCCAAGGUGUAUUCGGAAGCCAAUCCUUUCAAACCUGAUCCGAUCGCCUUUGGAUGUCACUCCUUCAACAAUCUUUGGGCACAUGCUGCACGAGGUUAUGCAAUCAUGCCUGGCUUCUGGAGAAUGGAGCAAGGAGUUCAUAGAAGAGAAGAUUACCCAUGCCGUGCGUUCAAGUCUUGAUCGGUUGAUACGCGUGAACGUUGGCAUUGAGGAGGCUCGUGUGGAAAUGCGAAUGAGAGCACGAGGGUUGGAAGAAUUCAGCAAGCGGUUUAUUGCGGAUAAACCCAAGCCGGACGCAUUUUUGACCGAACGCAGGUCUACUGCCUCCACACCCGCACGGAUCGCUUUGACUCAGUUGCACGAUGUAGAAGAGACAAUCUGGUCCCCCACUUAUGGUCUCAAGGGUGUGGUGGAUGCUUCAAUGCAGGCACAUAUCAUUGAAGAGGAGAAGCUCUGGCCAGCCGACCGUUCUUGGACACUCCCUCUCGAGAUUAAGACUGGACGAUCCGCAGCCGAGUUAGCGCAUCGAGCGCAGACUGCUCUCUAUACUUUGCUAAUGUCUGAGCGCUAUGGUGUCCAAAUCCCCAAUGGGUUGCUUUACUACACGCAAUCGAAGGAGAUUCUCCGAGUUCAGGCCGCCAGAAAUGAGAUACGAGGACUCAUAGUCGCACGGAAUGAGAUGGCUUUGUACAUGACAGCGCGCACCUAUCUGAAGUCCCCGCGAGUGGACGAAAUAACAGCGGAGCCUGUGUUACCACCAAACCCGAAGCCUUUCCUACCGCCAACCAUCAAUGACGAGUGGACAUGUUCGAAGUGCUACGCCGUUGACAGUUGUAUGCUGUAUCGAAAGGCUAUUGAUGGUGUUGUGGACGACGGAUCCCCCAUCUCGGAACUCUACCAACGUAAGACAGGGCAUCUCACCGAAAAGCAUCUGGAAUUUUUCCGGCACUGGGAAUCCCUUAUCGCCCUUGAAGAAAGCGAUCUAAACCUAUUUCGCCGAGAGCUUUGGACCAUGACCGCCGAAGCUCGUCAAAAGUCAGGGCGCUGCUUUGCAGACAUGGUUAUUUCAAGUUCCCAUAACAUUCCCCUCGAAGAAACAGAGUAUUCGACAAAGGACCAACGGUACAUCUACGAGUUCGUACGCUCUCCCAAAGCAGCAAGGUUCAACGCAUCUGGCUUGUCGCUAUUAGAUGGUUUCAUGUCUGUCAACGACGCAGUAUGUGUGUCAGUGGAACCCAAUCUCCUUGCUUUUGCUCGUGGAUUCGUCGUUGGGCUGGAACCCGCACGUGUGACAGUUGCGCUCGACCGCGAGAUUGAUUCUGCAAUUACGGAGCGCGGACUAACUGAUGAGCAGAAGAAAAAACAAAAGACAGAAGGCAUUGUAUAUCGCAUUGAUCGUGACGAGUUGUCAACGACCAUGAAUCGUAUUCGAAAUAACCUGACGCAACUAUUCUACGAGAAGGGGGACAAAAAGAGGCGCUCUCUGAUCGUUGAUUUGGCGCCUCCUACCUUUGAUGAAUCACGCAUUCCACCCGAUGCGGACAUUCCUCCUGGGCUCAACGAGAGUCAGGCAGCUGCCCUUCGGAAGGUGAUGGCGGCAAAGGACUACGCUCUGAUUCUUGGCAUGCCAGGCACGGGGAAGACAACGACCAUUGCAGAGAUAAUUAAAGGCUACGUGAAGAUGGGGAAAUCCGUUUUACUCACAUCAUAUACCCAUUCUGCAGUUGACACGAUUUUACUCAAACUUGUGAAUACCAAUAUUAAAGUGCUGCGGCUGGGAAAUAUUGACAAAGUACAUCCCGACGUUCGACACUUUAGUGUGCAUGAAUACAAUACGGCGACAACUAUUGAACAACUUGAACAGCAACUCCUUGCGCCACCAGUUGUAGCGACGACGUGCUUAUCAAUUGACCAAAAGGGUCUUGAAGACUCAUUAUUCCGGAUCCUCUGCAAUGCCCAUCCCGAGACCACUGUGGAUCUCGUGCAUCAGUACCGCAUGAACGAAGAUAUCAUGCUUCUUUGCAACAAUCUGAUCUACAAUAAUCGACUCCAAUGUGGUUCGAGUUCUGUUGCAAAUCGAAAGCUCGGGAUCCCAGAUCCAACGUUCAUCGACAAUUUGCACCGGGUACCUAACUCAUGCACAUUGGGUACCUGCUGGUUGUCGGAAGUUCUGGAUGAAAGGAGUCCAUGUAGACGCAAGGUGAUUUUCAUCGACACAGAUGAUCUCCCAGCAGAGGAAUCACGUGUGAGUGACUUAGUGCAGAACGAGGUAGAAGCAAGCUUAGUGUACCAGAUCGCUAACGCAUUGUUUGCCUCGGGAGUUACCGAGACGCAAGUAGGAAUCAUAUCCCUGUACCGCCAGCAAAACAAACUUCUUUCCCUUAUGCUUUCCCAGUAUCCUGACGUUGAAGUAAUGACUGUCGAUCGGAGCCAAGGUCGAGAUAAAGAUUGUGUUAUAAUAUCGAUGGUUAGAUCCAACGACCAAGGAAACACAGGCGACCUGUUGAGAGAUUGGCGUCGAAUUAAUGUCGCUCUCACUCGCGCUCGAUCCAAACUUGUUGUCAUUGGGUCACGAAAUACCCUCAAAGUGGAGCCGUUACUUGCCAAGUUUCUUGCCUUGAUUGACAAAAGAGGCUGGAUACUUCGUUUGCCAAAAGGGGCCAACACCUUCCAUGAAGAUGUUCUGCCUGGCAAUUCAAAUGCCGUUGUAGAUGCACGACACUGUCCAAGGCGUAGCAAGCAAAGGGUCGAAGCUGUCCUAAAAGGACGAGGAUUGCUUCGUGACGUAGUAAAUGCGAUAUGA
Molecule: messenger RNA, 3534 nt
Organism: Cantharellus anzutake
Lineage: Eukaryota; Fungi; Basidiomycota; Agaricomycetes; Cantharellales; Hydnaceae
Product: AAA domain-containing protein
Exons: 12
Coding region: 1-3534 (1177 amino acids)
Biological process (GO): replication fork reversal
Cellular component (GO): cytoplasm
Molecular function (GO): helicase activity; 5'-flap endonuclease activity
Source: RefSeq, a predicted model, not a curated record